Messenger RNA from Symbiodinium pilosum, 2070 nucleotides. The record is from the annotation of a GenBank genome assembly. NCBI's taxonomy places the organism in Eukaryota, Dinophyceae, Suessiales, Symbiodiniaceae.
GAGUCCCGUGACAUUGAGGGCCCACGGCGAGUGGAAGAGGUCACCGUGGCGGGUGCAAGCGUUCGGGAGACCACCACCAAGGUGGUCACCACUGUGAAGGAGCAGGUUUGGGGCUUCAGUGUCAGCUACCAGCUCGUUGCAUUUCGUGGCGUAGGAGCUUCAGAAGAAGACCGCAUGGUUUUCAGGAGUCGCAGUGGGAGAGUGGAGAUCAAGACUCAGACGAAGCAGUCACCCUUCCCAGAGGUCAAGACGCACAAGUUGGAUCCCGUGAACAUCAGCUGGAUGCUCCGUUCGCUGAGAGAGGAUGCUACCCGUUGGGCUACCUUCACCAUCUGCCGUGAGGAUGCCAAGUGCCGGACGCCCACGCGCAACCCCGAGGUGCAAGCAGCACAGAAGCAUUUCCAACAGUUCCAGAUUUGGGCGCGAAGUCUCCUUCACUACAUGAAAGAGAUGUGUGGCAAAGUCGACACGACUCGCCUAGAUCUCUCGGUUCUGGACAAAGACAGCGUCUUCCAGCCAGUGUUGCCGCUCUUGGAAGAUCCAGAAACCAAGGAACUGGUGCAGGUUUCUGAGGGGGGGGAUCUCAUCGACUUAAGCCAACAAGCUGAUGGCGCACGAGGCGCCGUCCUCAGCCUAGGAGACGCCAAUCGCUUCCUGCAGGAAGAGCGUCGUUCGCUGGAAGCAAAGUUUGGAGAACUGGCCCAGGCAUUUCCACAAUCCGAGUCCGUGGUGACCGUAGCAGAAGCGCAACUGAUGGCAGCCGUCCUUCAUAGCAGCGAAGUGUGUCAGCAGUAUCACGAUGCCUUGAAGUACGUCGAAGACUUGCUGCGGAAACAGCUCAUCGCUGCCAUAGGCAAAGAGGUGACUCCCGCAGACUUCGGCGAGUACAUGACCUUCCACAGCCGCAAGCUUUUCGCCGAUGCCUUUGCGCCCCAACCCUUCUGCUUUGCCGUGCGGCGCUCCGAGCUUCACAGCCCCGAAGGCACGGUCAGCAUUGAGAAGACUGGGUCCGAGGCAGUGUCCACCAUGGUGGCCCAGACUGAGGCCUCCUGGCCCAUGGAGUUUGCGCUGAAUGCUUCCUCCAGCGUGUCCUUCGUUGGGCAGCACUACCUGCAUGCGUUCUUGUCGCAUCAGUUUUCUGGGCAGUCCAGCAGUUCAUUCUCCCUGCUCUCGCGGGCUCGCCAGUUCAGCUCCAUGAUUGUACUGGUUGGACGCGUCAUCUCGUCAACUGCCUUCGAUCCCAAGCACGCCUUCAUUGUGCAGAACAAGGACGAACUGUCCAUUCCGCUGCAGCUGUCAACAAUCCCAACACCACGCGAAUUCCGCGAUGCCAUCGAGUCCUUGUCGCCCGAGCAGCAGAAGUUCGCAAAAGCGAUCCGUUCGAUGCAAUUGGAGAGCACGCUGUUCGGCCUGGUGGUCGUCCAUAUAAAGCCACAGCUGGAGAAGGUGUUGAAUCUGCCAAGCGAUAGCCUGACGAAGGAGAUCAAGCUGACCCAAGAGCUUAUGCAGCUCUUCAUCAAGUACCAGAUUCCAAGUGAUCUCCUGUCUUUCUCAGGCGGGGCUUGUAACAGUGAGUGCGUCAACACCAGCUGCAACAGAGAUAGCCGGCGCAUUGUCGCCCAUUGUUGUCAGAACGUCGUUAUGGCGGCUCAAGCUUAUGAGGCGACUUCGACUAGGAACGGCGCGAAGCCAGUAGUCGCCACAAUGGUGGAUGUGCUUCAUGUUAUUGAGGGUAUCUUCAACAAAACGGACUACGCCGUCAUCGGGCUUUUGACCGUCCUUGUCAUUGCAGUUGUCUUCACGCCAUUGUUCAAGAUGGUGGACAGCCUUCCUGGACGAUGUGCGACACUGGGUGCUACCUUGUACUACUAUGCCAGAUGGCAGAUCGACGUGGCAAGGAUACCCAUGAAGACCGAUCAUCCCACAGAUGCAGACAAGAUUGAGUUCUUCCGCAUGACACGGAAUGCCUACUUGCUCUACUCGGGCAUCGUGCUCGCCCUCUUCAGCUUCACAGUUGCCCGGUUGCGGGGCCGCAUUGAUGAGCUUGAAGCCAAAAGUCACCGCGAUUGA